UCCGAUCAACUCUCCCUUCGACUAAUUCAAUUUUCCAAUUUACUUAAAUUUACACACAAGCCUGAGUACUGAGUUUCAUUUCUCACUAAUAGUAAUUAUUUCAAUAAAUUAAAAUACCUGUGUAUAUUUGCAUAGUUUUUUAGUAUUAGUGCUUAUUUAUCUAUGUUAACAUAGGAAAGACGAACGAAAGCCGAAGUGGCUAUUUUCAUAUCUGUUCUGGAGCAGGUAUUGAUUUGUUUUGAGAUGAAAUGACAAAAUCAUGUCAAGUGUGUUUAACUGAACUCAUAACUCACAAAUAUAUAGAAAAUUGAAUAAACAAGAGAUUAAAAGUAAUUUACAGAUAUAUAGAAGCAGGAGCGGUAUGAGUAAUAAAGACGACGACGAUUGUUCUGAAUCGUGGGAUUGUGUUAUCGCCGUCGCUCUGCCUAGUCCAAAAGAAAAACAAAAUUUUAGCAUUUCUACAGCGAGCUCAAGCAGCAUGAGGGAAAAGAAACCAUCAACUUCAUCUGCAACAAUAACAAACACAGAUACAGUACGGCCACUUGCAAAUGCGGAGGCUGCGCGACCUAAAGUCGUAACUGUCAAACAUCCCGAAUCUAAUAAGCCGAAACCAACAGCCAAGAAAAAUAAACCGAUUCAAGCAGAUUUAGAUGUCAUCAAAGAGUUCAUGAGAUGUCGUGAGGAAGGCGAUAGGCGUCUAGAUCUCAGUAAAUGUUCCAUAACAUCUUUGCCGCCGAAUGUCCGGGAUCUGACGCACUUAGUGGAAUUCUAUUUGUAUGGUAAUAAAUUGGUGGCGCUUCCUGUAGAGUUUGGUUGUUUGACUAACUUACAAACAUUAGCAUUAAAUGAGAAUUCGCUAAUGAGCUUACCAGACUCACUUGCUAACCUGAAAUGUCUCAAGGUCUUAGAUUUACGACACAAUAAAUUGAGUGACAUCCCUGAGGUUGUUUAUAAAUUAACUUCAUUGACUACACUAUUUUUACGUUUUAACCGAAUUAGAGUGGUUGGAGAUGGCAUUGCAAAUCUCACUAAUCUUACUAUGCUUAGUUUGAGAGAAAACAAAAUAAAGGAAUUAUCUUCAGGAAUUGGCAAACUCAUCAAUUUAGUGACCUUUGAUGUUUCACACAAUCAUCUAGAACAUUUGCCUCAAGAGAUAGGAAACUGUGUUAAUUUAUCAACACUGGAUUUACAACAUAAUGAUUUAUUGGAUAUUCCUGAAACUAUUGGGAAUCUUCAAGCAUUAACUCGUAUUGGAUUAAGAUACAACAGAUUAACAGGAAUACCAUCCACAUUGAGUAAUUGCAAACACAUGGAUGAAUUUAACGUUGAAGGUAAUUCUAUAUCUCAACUACCUGAUGGCCUCCUAGCCAGCUUAAAUGAAUUAACAAGCAUAACCUUAUCCCGCAAUUCAUUUAUGAGUUAUCCUUCAGGAGGUCCGUCACAGUUUACAAAUGCUUACUCUAUUAAUCUGGAGCAUAAUCAGAUAGACAAAAUACCCUAUGCCAUAUUUUCCAGAGCAAAAAAUCUUACUAAAUUGAAUAUGAAAGAGAACUUAUUGGCAUCCCUUCCACUUGAUAUUGGUACCUGGACAAAUAUGGUAGAACUCAAUUUGGGAACUAAUCAUCUGACCAAAUUACCAGAUGACAUCCAGUGUUUACAGAACUUAGAGGUAUUGAUAUUGUCAAACAAUUUGUUGAAACGAAUUCCACCUAAUAUUGGAAGCUUGAAGAAAUUGAGAGUAUUGGAUGUAGAAGAAAAUAAGUUGGAGGUUUUACCGAAUGAAAUUGGGUUUUUACAUGACUUGCAGAAAUUAAUUGUACAAUCUAAUCAGUUGACAUCUUUACCACGAUCAAUUGGCCAUCUAACUAAUCUCACAUUCCUGAGUGUGGGUGAAAAUAAUUUGCAAUAUCUUCCAGAAGAAAUAGGUACUCUUGAAAAUCUUGAAUCUUUAUAUUUAAAUGACAAUCCUAAUUUGUUUAAUUUGCCUUUUGAAUUAGCUCUUUGUGUUAGCCUGCAGAUAAUGAGCAUUGAAAAUUGCCCUCUAACUGCUAUUCCACCUGAAGUGGUUUCUUCUGGUCCUUCAUUAGUGAUUCAGUAUUUAAAGUCUCAGGGACCAUACAGGGCUAUGUGAUAUCAGGAUGAUGACUAUUUGACAAGUAGUGAGGGCACAUAAAUUGACUUGUUAAAAGGUACAAGCAUACCUUGAAAAUGUAUACUCAAAAAUUCUGUCAUAAAAAUGUUGCUAAAGUUUGAGCGUAGUAAUGUUUGAAUACAUAAUGUUUCUAAGGGCUUUCUAUCUUUAGAAUGAAUCCACAAUGUGUCAAGUUGUAAGUUUUUCUCAAGCAGAGAAUAUUUUCUUUUUAUUUAAAUAUAUGUUAUCAGUAGUAAUUUGUAUCUUCAUAGGCUUUACUAAAUGUCUUUAUUUUAAUAAUGUUAAGGAUUUAUUUUAUUUAAUAAAUGUGAAUAAAAAUAUAGAAAAAUACAAAAAUACAUCCAUUAGUAGUAGUAGAUAGAAUUUAUGGAAAAUGCUGUAUAAAUAUAAGAAUAAAUUAUAUGUUUAAUCUGUAUGUGUCCAUGAGGCAGUCAAACAGUUCACUUUGUCAUGUUGUCCACUAUGUAAUCUGACAGAUUAAAGAGGAAUUUUAAAAACAUUAAAGAGGUUUAUCUGUUUACUACACAAAGAACUUGUUUAUAUAAUACACUUGAAAUCAUUUCAGACUUGAAACUUGUUUUGGCAGGUGCAGUUAUUAACUAAGUUGUAAGAUCUAUAAUUGUUACUACCAAAUCAUUUAAUAUAAUUGCAGACCUUUCAAUUUCAAUCUGUUUCAAAUAAGAACUUUUUGUAAUGCAUUACAUAAUUAAUACCCAGCUCACUGACUGAGUAGACAGAUGAAUACAUGUACUAUGGUGGACUGUUGUCAUAGUUCAACGCUGAACUCUCUAUUAACAUUUUACAAAUUGAUAGUUAUGUAUGUUAUUGGUGUCAUAUGUAUUUAAUAUUAAAUUAUUUUCAUGUAAUUAGUAAUUUACUACUUGCAUGAAUGCUGGGUCUUCAAAGUUUUUGUGUUAAGUUAUUAGAAAUAUGAUUAUAUUUUAGUACUGAAAACUUUAUUUUUUUAUAACAAAAUAUCAGCUUAUGCUAAAAAUGUGACAAUAUUACUGUCAUAUUAAAGAAAAAUGGUAUUUUACCUAUUGUUUAUAUUACAUUACAAAAGUAAUCAAUUAUGCAACAUUAUUUUGCUACAGCAUUCACUAUCUA
This is a messenger RNA of Achroia grisella, 3259 nucleotides long. It is a transcript of the gene Sur-8, whose product is annotated as leucine-rich repeat protein soc-2 homolog. The record is from RefSeq and is a predicted model, not a curated record. The transcript has a single exon. NCBI's taxonomy places the organism in Eukaryota, Metazoa, Arthropoda, Insecta, Lepidoptera, Pyralidae. Bases 362 to 2131 code for a protein of 589 amino acids. Gene Ontology annotation, molecular function: protein binding.